AUGGAGGAGGACGAGGGGGUGGCCGGAGGCGGGGAGCCGCGGCGCCCCCACCGGCGCCCCGCGCCCGCGCCGCCGCCCGCGCGGCCCCCCAGCCCCAGCCGCCUCGACGUGAGCUCCAGCCGCUUCGACCCGCUGCUGGCGCUGUACUCGGCCAGCACGCCGCUGCCCUUCCCCGGCGCGCCCUGCUUCAACAACCUGGCCGAGUACGAGAGCUUCCAGCGGGGCCUGCUCCGCCCGCGCGGCCGCCGCGGCCCCGCCGCCCGCCGCGGCCCCGCCGCCGCCGCGGCCCGCGCCGCCCGCCGCGGCCCGCCCGCCGCCGACCCCGAGCGCAUCCAGCGCCUCCGCAGCCUCAUGGUGAACGCGGGCGCCGAGCAGGGCGCGGCCGAGGGCGGCGCGGCGGCCCGGCGCAGGAGGGCGCCGCGCAACGUGCUCACCAGGAUGCCGCUUCAUGAAGGCAGCCCACUGGGGGAGCUUCAUCGCUGUGUCCGAGAUGGUGUGAAAAUCAAUGUCCAUAUCCGCACUUUCAAAGGGCUUCGUGGAGUCUGCACAGGGUUUUUGGUUGCAUUUGACAAGUUCUGGAAUAUGGCCCUGACGGAUGUGGAUGAGACAUACAGGAAACCAGUACUGGGCAAAGCUUUCUAUGUUGAACCUCAGCUCACUCUAACCAGGCUGUUUGACAGACUCAGACUGCAGGAGUCUUCAGUAAAGAAGGGAGCUGACUCAAAGACUGUCUCAGAGGAGCUAGUCUUGACAGAUGACUCUCAGACGCUUGGAUGGAAAGCGGGAUCAGCACGAGGGAGAACAGAAGAUGAGCACGAGAGGCAAAAACGCUUGAGCAGAGCUGGAGAAAAGAAGAUGCCAGGUGACAGUUUGCAUCUGGCUAUCAGAGGUGAAGCUGAUGUGGGUAGCGGGGCUGUCCACACAGAGAGUGCCAGUGCUGGUGGCACCCAGGCAAGAAGCCAGUCACGGAGAAAGAAGAGGCCCAAGGUGGAUUAUCAGCAGGUGUUCACGCGCCACAUAAACCAGAUUUUUAUUCGAGGAGAGAAUGUCUUGCUUGUCCAUUUAGCGCACUGAUUUGGCUGAGCCUUCUUCAGUGUAUUUAUUUGAUAGCAUGAAUUGUAGCUCUCAUUGCUAUUUAGCAUUCUUGUUAAAUAUCAUGGUAGUCUGACUGUUUUCCCAUUGCCAUAACAAGGUAGGGGAGAUGGUUUGAACUGGGGCAUCCUGAGCUUGUUGCCAAAGCAGCCUUCUUCGGUCUUUGUUGGGGGUGGUUCUCAGGACAAGUUCCGCAACACACUUGUUUCUGUGAGAUGAGGGAGAUGAGCACAGAUCCCAGCGCUCCCGGAAAGAAACCUAAAUGAAGAGAGCUGGAAGAGAGUUUUGCUGUAGUUGGUUAGAGGAGCUAAUUGUGGCAUGUAUUUAAGGAGCAUAAAUUUAGACCUUCACCAGAAGUGAGUCAAUAAUGCUGUAUAUUUCACGUGUUCCGAGUAAUCUCAAGAGAAGAUUACUGAUGAAACCAACAGUUUAUGUACUGUUGUUACAGGGAUGUGUUUUUUUCCAGAUGUAAUUCCAGUAGUAAUUUUGAAAUAGUAUAUAAAAAAAGUGGGAUGAUGUACUUCUGAUGGCUAUUAGCCUCUUCUUCAUAGUUAGCUCUGUAAUGCUCUGCAUGAUAGAAAACCUUUUAAUAGAAAAUUGUUUUUUUUCUCUGAAUGAUGGCAAGAUUUUAAUUUUUCAGUGACAAAGCUUAUGCUCCUAUUUGGUGUGCUUUUGCCCUGUAUCACCAGCAAGCAGCUAAUGUAGCUGGUCCAGGGACCUCCAUGUUUGGACUUUAUCUGUGAAUGCUGUGGAGGCAUAUUGAAAUUUGUAUUUUUGUCUUUCAUCCAUUUACUACUUGGUGUAAUAGUGAAGUGUGCAAAGAGGUAGGUUUUCUCAGAUAUGAGUGUUUGUGCUAAGCACGGUUGUAUUGUAUCUAAGCGCCUUUCAACUUCCCUCCGUUGAAACUAGAGGUGCUGCCUCUCCAGUGGUUCUCACGGAGCAGAAAUCUUUGUGAGUCUUUCCUAUCUGUGUAAAUGAUGUGUCUUCUAAUUCCAGUUGAACUGAGCUUUAGAGGUGUGCCUGAGGUUAUUUCGAAGUAUAAAAGUUUUAAGUCAAGCCUAGCUCAUUAGUGGUUCUAUUUUAGCAGUACUCUUAAGGUACUGUAGAUCAGGCCAGGCUUCUGCAGGUACAAACUGCUUUCCAAGAGCUACAUACCAAGUUUGAGGGUAAAUAAAGCUGUUAAUAUCUAGUCUGACCUCUUGGACAACAAAUAACACUAGAUUUCACCCUUCUGUUGUUAUAUUCAUCUCAGUUAUCUUAAGCUUUGCAUUAGCUCCUGUGUUUAAAAUGAAGUUAGGAAUUGCUAGGGCAAUGGUUAGAACUGGCAAUGGGUAAAACAACUUUUUAGAUGCUUUGUAAGAUGUCACGUACUGCAUAACGAUGCCAUAAGUCCUCAAACUGAAUGACUGGACUCUUCAAUGACAUGUAUUUCUGUUGUUGCAAAUGCAGCACGCUGUUUGCUUGUCAUUAGGAGUAUGUCUGAUGCUUGGGUGAAUUACAGAAAUCAUUUAGCACAAGUUUCUGGACACACAAAGCAGAUGUAUGCCUCUGGGGGAGCCUGAAACUUUUAUGUCAGCAUUUCAUAUGGCUAGGGGCCUGGUGACUGAUCAGCUUAGCCACUGAGCUGCAAACCCAAGUUCACCAUGGGAAAGAAGUGCCUAAAUAAAAAGUAAUUUUGAGACAGUUCCAUCAAGAGUAGAAUAAAUAUAAAUAUCUAUAAUUUCUUACUAUGUACAGCUUCACUGCUGUAAUCACUUCCUACUCUGAAAUACAACUAGGCACCAAAAAGUCUCUUCCCUUGGAGGCUCUUGCUUCCUCUCCCUUGGGCUGUUCCUAUGGGUAUUCGUGUAGUCCGCUGUUUUUCCCUCCCUUUCCCCCUCCCCUUACUUCCCCUCCUUCAGUACUUUGUGUCCUCAGGACACUCCUUUCUAAAAUCUGGUUUAGGAAGGUUGUUGUUUUAUUUAUCCUUAGUUCUCUUGGCCUUCUGAACCUUGCUUGGUUGGCUUUCUGUGCGGUCAUCAGCUGACCAGGACUCUCAUAAAUUACUAGAAACUUAGGAAGCUAGAAACAAGGGACUUAUUUCUCCUCUUGACUUACCAGCUUUUACUGCAAAGGAGCAUUUUUUUAUCAUGUUUUUGGUUGUGGGUUUUUUUUCCCUCUGCUUUCUGAUGCUUUGUUUUUGUUUCGGUUGCUGGGAUGACCAUCUCUGUCUCUUCUGUUAGUGUAUGCCAAAGGCUACUGCUUUUGACACCUCCCCUUUCUUUCACACUUGACCAAAGGGUGUCGUAUUAUCACUUAGGCCCAUCAUACUGUGACAUCGAAGUGAGUUCUUGCGUUUCUUGACCUCAUGUUCUUAAUUCUCUUUCUGUCUCACCAUUUUACUGCCUUGGGCAUUAAAUAAGACGUGUUCUUGCAGCUACACUGCCUGGUUUCCCUCUCAGUUGACGCUUCAGAAAGUUUUCAGAUGCUACUAGAAAUCUCAGUGUUUCCUUCCAUCAGAACAUUUUUUUCUCUGCUCUUCCCAACAUGAAGUCUUGCAUGUGUAUGUUGUUUCACAUCUACAAGUUUUUUUCUUAAGUUUCAUGAAAAUUGCUGGUGCUUAGACUUGCAUUUGUGCCUUGAUUUUUAUAUCACCACUGAUCCGCUCUUCCAAAAUGGUUACAUUAGCAAAUCCAGUUCAGAACUGUACAGUUUGUCUACUCUUUCCUGCUCUACCUCAUUAUUAAACUACUACUCCUCUUUUCUCAUUGUUUUCUCAUCUGCCUGUGGAGUUGAUUAAAAUUCUGUCUUCCAUUUUAGACUUAAGGUUUUAUUUGAUGGUCCUUCCUUUGUUUCCUAGUUUCCUAUCUACCUCUCUCAUUAUUUCCAAACUGCUUCCUAAAUACAGCCCAUUCUACAACUUCGGAUCUUUGGACAUGUCUUCCUAUUCCCUGCUUUUUCUGACGUAUCAUUUUAAAGCCCAUUUUCAAAAUGCUAUUUUAUGAUAUUUGUCUCUUUGAAGCAUAGUAUUUGAUUGUGACUAAGCAAGUGAGCUUGUAUGUAUUUUGUCACUUGCAUGUUUAAUCCUUCAGAUAAAGUUGCUCUUUAAAUAAAAGUGAAUGUGAUAUUCUGGAAUGAAGUCUUCUACCUCACUUAAGUAUUCGUGUAAAGCUGUGGAAAAAAAAAAACUUGGAAACAAUUUUUUUUCCUGGUUAUUUCUUUCAUUGAUUUUCCUUCUCCAAUCUCAGCAUAAAAUCCAAGUUCUUUGUUCAAAAAGCUGUUUGCUGCUGCCAUUCCUUUAUUGCAGCAGUGUCAUAAGCAAGAUGAUGGGAGCAUAGAUAUCUGAAGUUAUUGCAUUAAAGAAUAAACAGCAGAGGUAGUCUUAAGAAACAAAGAACUGUGUAAAAGUAAAAAAGCUUUGGGCUAAGUAUAAAGAACUUCCUGGAAAGGAUUGAUAAACUGGUUGCAUUCUGUUCAGUAUUUCUGGGACAUGUUUCAGCCUGAUGGACAGCAGUGAUUCCUAAAGAAUGUUUCUUGUGAUGUACCAAGUUAUUGCAAGGAACAAAAUCUUCUGAACUAUCUCUAAAGAAGGGUUGUGAAAAUUUGAGAAUUUUUAAGACUCGUUUUUAAAAUAUCGGACACCUGCAGAAAUGACUUAAUGACAUACUCUUGAAGUGUGAUGUCAGUUAUUUCUUACUGUGUCAUCAGUUAUCUUUUCAUUGCCAACACAGUUCAGUGGGGAGCAAAAUCUCAUGAUUACUUUAAGAAUGUCUGUUUUCUUUGUAUGGUGAUACAAUUCUGUAGACCUUUCUAAUAUAGUCUGAAUGAGAUGUUCAUGGGACCAUGGCGUAAAAUCCAUCUGUGCUGUGGGAAAGUAGGGAAAAAAAUUUGAGUGGUGAUGGGCUGAGAAUUGCUGUGAUAGCUUUAUGUUAUGGAUAGCAUGAAUAGGAUUAUUUCUUGGGAAAUCCUUUUGCACAGGUGCUUCAUUUUUAUCAAACACUUCUUAAAUAGGCCUGUGGUAGUAGAAUAAAUAAGGCCAAAGGAAAAUAAACAGCUUGUAGAAAAUGAGAUUGUUGUUCUUUCUCUCAACUGGCUAGUCCAGCUUUUGGUUAUUGCCUGAAAGUUUUCACUGAUCCAGAGACAGGUACUUAGCAUCUCCUCACCAGGCUGUUACUGAAAUAGUCCGUGAGUACUGUUUUCCAUCUGUUUCUUGUCUUUCAGUUCUUGGAUUCAUUGUUCCUGAUGCAGCUUUCCCUUCUGUAGCAUUUGGAAGCAGGGGCAGGUUUCUCAGCAGGAGUAGGCUUGACUGCCAACUUUUUAUUCCUCCCUAACGAAUGUUACCUAGUUUACCUAGUUCAGUUUUACAUCCUGAUAGCUGUAGGCAAUUGUUAAAAUUCAUACGUUUCUCUGCAAGAAUAGUUGGCAGACUUUUGAAAUUAAGUAUUUGGUCACAAGAACUAUUUAUCUCGGGUCUGUUGGAGUAAACUGAUUUUUCACUUUUUUCCGUCCUACAGCUCUGGAUUUUCCUAGUUUGCUGUUGUAAGCAUUCAUUUGCACCUAGCAGAAGAAGUCUCCAGGAAAAAAAAUGCAAAGACAGAAGGUGUCUAAUUUUUGUUGAGUAUGACAUUCUGUCCAACAUGCUGCACACAUUAUUAUCCUUUCUGUUGUUCUUCUGGAAUAAGAAAUUUCUGUGUAGACUUUAGAACCCAGACUUAAGGCCCUAAAUUGUUGUGAUAGACCUACAUGAGCCAGGUGGAAACACUGAUAAUACCCAGAGUCUUGAAAUGCAGUAGGAUAGCAAACUGUGAAAACACUAAGUUUCUGAAGAUGUAUAUCUCCAGAUAAACUUUCUGUCUUUGAUUAAACGGAUCAGAAUUAUAAUCACCAGCUUAAACUGAAAGCUCUUCAACUGGUUAAAAUUGCAAGGCACAGUGCUAUGCCCUUUAAGAGGCGAUGCAGUGAUCCCUGCAAGCCAGGGAAGUUUUUUUCUGAGAAGCUGUUGAGUAAUAUGUUGGUGUCUGCUUCAAAGCAUGACUGCAAAGUACUGUGAAUUAAUACAAAGACUUUUUUUCUUCUGCUUGUGUUGCAAAGUGUAAAAUGUCAAUGCUACAAUGCAUCUAGUACAGCCCAGAACUGCUUCCGUUCAUGCUUUUGCUUCUUGGGAUUGGCCUCAAUAUCUGAAGCUUAUACUAUAGCAAUCCUAAGACUACCUUUGUUAAACAUGAUGAUAAGCUAUUACUUACUAGAAAUGUUAUUGAAAAUUGAAAGGAUUACAGAAUUUGUGGAAUUAUGUGAUACUGCCUGAUACAGUGACUAAGGUCAUAUUGUUGUAAUUAAGAUAUUACAAACAAAAAAUCUAUAUUUAUUCUCAAAAGAUUAUUAUCAAGAUGCACAAGUGGAAAUGUAUGAAGCCACCGUAGGAAGAAGAGAGGCUAAAGAAAUACUUUCUGCCUUCCAGUGAAGGGGAAGAUUUGAGGUAAUCUGUCUAUUCUGAGAUAGUCAUUUCAAAGCUAUUUCUCCCAUACUUGAUGGCAAGUGAGCCAAACAGGCCAUGGACCAAGGUCAGUUGUGCACAUACAGAAAAACAGAGCUCAAGGAGACACAGGUCAGUUUGCAGAUUUGAGUGUAAACAAUCUAACUUUACAAUGAGGGUUUCUAGCAAGAAGCACCUGGAGUUUACAGUCCUCAGGUGUCUACAGCACUAGCUCCAUGCAGUUUUCUUGGUAUUAACGUCACAAAUAACAAAAUGGCAAAUUCGAGGACUCGUGAAGUGCUGUCCCAUUGAGCUUAUUUUUUAAUUUACCAAAAAUAUUAAUACCCUGGUAGGGUAUACUUGGACCAAAAGAUAAAAAUGCACUUAAGUUUUCAUUCAGAAACUGUAGCUCAGACUUUUUCCAGCAGUGCCUGUAUCUCACUGUCAGAUAAACAUUACAACUUCUUAAAAAACUACAGCACUCCUCAUGUAGCCAGUAACGUGCGUUUCGUACCUAAAAAGGUUCUUUUAAAAGCCACUGUCAUUCGAAGGAAAAAACCUUUUCUUCUGUCCUGCCUCUGUAGCCACCAUGGAAUCAGCAAGAGCUGGGUAUAGCUUAAAACUGACUUGGAAAGGACAAACGCUUGCCAAAAAUUCACAACUCUUUCUGUCAUGCUUUGCCGAUGUGUCAGGAGGAAAAAAGCAUCCAUGGUCACAUGGCAGAAGUGAUGUGAGGAAGCAGCUUACUGUUCAAAAGCAGCUCUUGCCGCCACCCUUGUUGGCCAUUAGCAGCCUGGGCAGAACGGUGAAGCUGCUCGUGAGGAGGUUUUGCUAUACACUUCGGUGUAAUUUAGCCAGCGUUGGGCUGUUGUGCCGCACAGAUGGCGCGGGGAGGAUGGAGAGAGACAGAUCUGGUAUACGUUAUUUUGUGAGCAUUUCACAGCACGCGAGGUGUGCCCGCAGAGUCACUGCCAGGCUCCGUCCCUAGUAACUGGUGUGUUUGAUCCUGCCUCUCCUGUUUUGCAGAGGAAACCCGGUGGGAGAAAAAACGAGUAAGCAAAUUUCCUCUUCUGAGGCAGUGAUGGUAGGAGGCUUGGUUAUCCUUGUUCCUUUCCUGGAGAAACAGGAACUGCAGGAGAAAGGACUGCUUUAGUGGAGGACUGUCAGAGCUGGCUUCUCUCAUGAUGUUUACAAGUCCUGUUAGAUGUCACUAAGUGCUCAUGCUCUCAGUUGACAGAAAUGAAGGCCUGUCAGGGAAGGAAGAUGGCUUCUGAUGUUCCUGGAUAACUCUUUCAUUAGCUGCUAGCUUCAUAGUGUACAUUGGGUGACUUAGCUGAAGAAAAUUAGUACACCUGAGACUUUCAGUCAGUCUUGUAUUCGUUUAGAAUGAAAAGUGGUUUGAUCAGCUUAUGUAAAAACAUAUCCAUCCUUUUUCCUCUCAGAAGAUCAGUGCUCUCCCUCAGGAAAGAAAUGAAAGCUGUUCCCGCUCCUUUAGCGAUUGCUUCUGAUUUCCACUGCUUCAGAGCAAAGUGCAGCUGUAUCAUUGUAUCUUCUGCUUGACAGAUCAUUCUGAGAUGAGAAAAUGAGAGAAGUGUUCACUUUCUUUAGGACUAAAAUGGGCAUUAUGAGGGGAGUAGUUGUGCUGACCUCUUUCCAGGUGGUGCAUGCAUCCAGUAUAGCUGUAUGGAUUGGGACUCGUUAACUGAUCAGUAAUUUGUAAAACUUCCUAGAUGAAACACCCAAGGACAGCAUGGCCUACCAGACCAGCACGGGAUUGGAGUCAGGUGCUGACAAAUUCUGACCUCCCGACUGCCACUUGCUCACUGUAUGGCCUUUGGAAGUCACCUUCCCUCUCUCUCCCUGAGGCUCCACAGCUGUAACACAUCUGAGAGCAAUCGUUGCCUGUUGUGCAAGGGUUUCUAGGGAGCAGUGAGUGCUGUAAAAACGCUACGUGUUGUUAUCAAAAGUAUAAUACGUCAGGUAAUGCAGAUACAUAGAUCAUCUGCCCUCUUCAGGCACUUGACUGUUAGCCUUAUGUCUCGACACACUAAAAUGUGCAGAAUAUCAGGUACAAUGACACACUUGAGUCUUGAAAUUACUUGUGUCUUCAAGGUCAGAUUUGGUAACUUCAAUAUCUGUUUCACAGCUGCAAUACCAUGUUUUGGACAAAUGGUGGUAAAUGGGAGUGUAACUCAUUUGUAAUUCCUUUGUCUUCCUAAAUAUUUUGUUUAUUAGGAAGCUGAUGCUGCUAUGAACACACUGAAUAAUAUGAAAUUUGCAAUAUUCUGCUUUCUAGAUAUAAAUAUUUAUAUUUAACAGUGCUAAAACUGCAAUGCAAU
Messenger RNA from Rhea pennata, 8883 nucleotides. It is a transcript of the gene LSM11, whose product is annotated as LSM11, U7 small nuclear RNA associated. NCBI's taxonomy places the organism in Eukaryota, Metazoa, Chordata, Aves, Rheiformes, Rheidae. The transcript has 4 exons. Gene Ontology annotation, molecular function: U7 snRNA binding. Gene Ontology annotation, biological process: mRNA 3'-end processing by stem-loop binding and cleavage. Bases 1 to 1074 code for a protein of 357 amino acids. The record is from RefSeq and is a predicted model, not a curated record. Gene Ontology annotation, cellular component: U7 snRNP.